Messenger RNA from Carassius carassius (crucian carp), 3256 nucleotides. RefSeq names its product adhesion G protein-coupled receptor F5-like. Gene Ontology annotation, molecular function: G protein-coupled receptor activity; calcium ion binding. The annotation marks the transcript as partial. Gene Ontology annotation, biological process: G protein-coupled receptor signaling pathway; cell surface receptor signaling pathway. NCBI's taxonomy places the organism in Eukaryota, Metazoa, Chordata, Actinopteri, Cypriniformes, Cyprinidae. The transcript has 15 exons. Gene Ontology annotation, cellular component: membrane. The record is from RefSeq and is a predicted model, not a curated record.
AUAAAUGAAUGUCAGUUCAUUCCAUCUGUAUGUGGUCCAAAUUCUGAAUGCACAAAUCAGUUGGGAAGUUACAAUUGCUCGUGUCUGGAUGGAUUCACUGCAACAAACUCAAGUCUCCCCAUCAGCGUCAAUAACACAUGUAGAGAUGUAAAUGAAUGUCUCAAGACAUCAGAGUUCUGUGGUCCAAACUCUCAUUGCACCAACUCAGUUGGGAGUUACAACUGUUCCUGCUUGAGUGGAUUUACUGUGACAAAUAGCAGUGAACCAGUCAGCGCCAGUAACCCAUGCAAUCUAAUUGGAAUGUCAAUGACAAUAAAUCAGACUUUUGACAGAAGUCUUACGGACCCUGAUAGCAAGACUUACAAAGAUUUAUCUGGACAAAUUGAGUUAAAAAUUAAUGAAAGUUAUUCUAAUAAGCUAACUGGCUACAUUUUUGGUUCUAUAAAAGUCUCUGGCUUCAGGGCUGGUAGUGUUAUAGCAGACUACACAAUAAGUGCAACAUCCAAUAGCCUUGAUUUUGGAGCAGCAAAUACACAGAUUUCUGACUCUCUUAAGCAAAUAGGAAUUAAACUAGUUGAAAAUGCUUUUGCUCAAAGUGAACAGACAGUUUUCACAAACGAUCAGUUAUAUCCUCUGCAAAGGGUAGACCUGAAAUGUAACCAGCCAGACUCUGCAGAGGGUCAGAUAAAAUGGACAAUGGAUAACAAAGAUCUUGUGGAAAAUGCAAACUAUUUAAUUUCCAGUGACAAGAAAACUCUCACUAUGCUAAACGCUACUGAAAUAUACAGUGGUCGAUAUUCAUGCAUAAUACAAAGGAAUACAAUACCAUACAUUCUGUGGCAAAACAUCAUUAUUAAACAACGUCCCCGUAUCAUUGUUGGGGAAAAUCAACGUGUUUUUCCAUGUGAUGGCAGCAGUUUUCAACUGAAAUGUUCUGUUGAUGUUGGCUACAAUCUUGAGUGGGUUCUGGACGGAACAGUAAAGAUUUCAGGAUCUGACAGUAUCACAUUAAACAAUGCUACUCGGAGUGGAAAUUGUACAGAUCAAACCUUUACAUGUCGUCUCAAGGAUCUGCCACAACUACAGAAUUACAGUUAUAGCUAUAGCAGCGUCACAGUAAAGACAAGCACAGAACCUUUUGACUGUAAAAAUGAAGAACUUGGAAAUGGAAAAACAAAUGACACGAAGACAGGAGUCUGUGGAACUGGCAUGAAAGGCAACAAAACUUACAUAUGUAAACCAAAUGAUUGGACACCAUUAGAGGACAACUGUGUACUUGAAGUUAUCGACAACCUUAAAAACAAACUUGAGUCCUUGCGUCUGGAGGAGAUUCCAGAGUUUAUGGCUAACCUCAGCAUUGCCACAUCAGAGAAUAAUUUUAAUAUAACACAGUCUGCUGCUACUAUCAGAGCAAUUGUUGACAUACUCUUUAAAAUUGCUGACUUGUCACAAACUAUUGUCAUCAAAAAACCAGUGAUGGAGAGUUUCCUAAACACAGUGGACAUUAUUGUAUCAGGUAAUGUCAGUAAUACAUGGAACAAACUGAACAAAGGCAACAACACAGGAGGCACCAGCAUUAAACUUCUGAGCGCUAUUGAGAAUAUAAGUGACCGUCUCACAGAUGAGUUUGAUAUUUAUGAAACAUCCAUUCAGCUGAAUAGAACUACAAUUAAAAACUCAUUCACUUUAACAUCAGCACUGCCAAACUCAACAACGGAGAUUGUGAUACCACUGGUUCCUCAUGAGACUACCAUUACCAUCAUAAUCUUCACAACUCUUGACAAAGUCCUACCUUCUCAAGGUACUAAUGACAGCAGGAAAUCAGAUGUGCGCAUCAAUGGAGAUGUGGUUGUUGUUAAGGUUAAUGAAACUCUUAACAAUAUUUCUUUGACAUUUGACAUUACUGAUCAGUCUUUGGGAAAUCCUCAGUGUGUCUUUUGGAACUUCAAUCUCAACACAUGGGAUUCCACUGGAUGUGAAGUAAAGCGGAACAGCACUGGUAACCUUACAUGUGAAUGUAACCACACAACCUCCUUUUCAAUCCUAAUGUCACCGUUUUCCAUUGAUAACAUAGCCUUAGCCUAUAUAACUUACAUUGGCAUAGCUAUUUCAAUGGCCAGCUUGAUUAUAUGUCUGAUUAUUGAGACUAUUGUAUGGAAGUCAGUAAGGCGAAAUGACACGUCCUACAUGCGGCAUGUCUCCAUAGUCAACAUUGCCGUGUCCCUGCUGAUCGCAAACAUCUGUUUUAUCAUUGGAGCUGCGAUCGCAGAACAAGAACAGCCAACCUCAGUGGGUCGCUGCAGUCCAGUGGUUUUCUUCAUGCACUUUUUUUACUUGGCUCUUUUCUUCUGGAUGUUAAUGUCAGCACUGUUGCUCUUUUACCGUACAGUCAUGGUCUUGUCUCAAAUGUCAAGGACCAAAAUGAUGGUCAUUGCCUUCAUAGCCGGUUAUGGUGCACCUUUGCUCAUAGCGGUUAUUACUGUAGCAUCAACAGCUGGACCUCAAAAUUAUAUUUCCAAACAAAAUGCAUGCUGGCUGAACUGGAACGAAUCAAAGGCCCUGCUGGCAUUUGUGAUUCCAGCUCUCACUAUUGUAGCCAUAAACCUUGUGGUUUUGAUUGUGGUUCUGUACAAGAUGUUGAGGAGAGGAGUUGGUGCUUCUACUCAACCAGAUGAGAAACAUGCCCUGGUGGUCAUUGCCAGAUGUGUGGCCAUUUUGACUCCUAUCUUUGGUCUAACAUGGGGAUUUGGAAUUGGAACCAUGGUGUCACCGGAUUUAGGCAUUCAUGUGGUGUUUGCACUCCUCAAUUCACUGCAGGGAUUCUUUAUUUUGGUGUUUGGAACGCUUCUAGACAGUAAGGUUCGUGAGUCACUACCAGGAAAACAGUUGCUACAGAAACUCAGUUCCAGUCGUACCAAGAGCACCAGUGCUGGAUCAUCAUCUGCAUCUAGACUGCCUUUCUUGCAAAGGAACGGACGGAGACAUGUGUUCAAUGUAUCCGAAACCAACCCUUCCUCGGCAGUUACAUCUUCAGACAGCUCCAGUGGCUCAAUCACUGUUAUGGACACUUAGAGCACCAAAAGUGUUUCUGUUACUACAACAAGCUACAUGUUAGUUCUUUUACUGUACAGCCUCCCACAAAAUGGUAAAAUAUUGUAAGAAUUAGAAUAAUUGUAUGUGCAUGGCUUUUACAUAGGUUGUUUAAAAAGAUUCUUUAUUUUUUGUAGUAAUAUUGUCUAGAGAUGCAGUAGUAUCG